Molecule: messenger RNA, 7699 nt
Organism: Gadus chalcogrammus (walleye pollock)
Lineage: Eukaryota; Metazoa; Chordata; Actinopteri; Gadiformes; Gadidae
Gene: zfyve16
Product: zinc finger, FYVE domain containing 16
Exons: 18
Coding region: 753-5174 (1473 amino acids)
Biological process (GO): liver development; endosomal transport
Cellular component (GO): endosome; early endosome membrane
Molecular function (GO): metal ion binding
Source: RefSeq, a predicted model, not a curated record
UGUUGACAACAAACCACUGUGUGACUACCCGAGAUAACCCAAAAUGCCACUUGAAAUUCCCUGGCAUUCAUCUUCAAAUCAAAUUGUACUCACUUAUUGUGCGAUCUAGAUCUUAAUAAUGACACUUAUUCAAAUUGGUCUAUAUCAUCUAAUAGGAUAAUAUAGGUGUGUUAUGUGUAAUAUGUUAAUAAUAGGAUAGAACAUGAUAUAUUUUUUAAUAUUUGACUGGCAAAGUGUAAGAGAGAUGUCCCAGCUCGUUAGGGUUUUUUGUAUUUGUAAAGAUGUUGCAAGAGACAUUGCAUUUUUGCGGAUAUCACACAAAUGUGACCAGUAGCGAAUCAACGUUGUGUGGCUAUUGUGGAAGUAACAAGUCAUGUCCCCCAUGUCUGGUGUACUAGAUAUUGAAACGUUGGGAUUUUGUUUUUUUUGUGGUAACAUUAACAGUGAGACAAAUGGUACCAAACAUUUUAUUAUUCGGUUUUAUGGUGUCCCAUUCGUUUCGUUUCCUUUGACCUCCCAGUCUAUUCAAGAUGGCCGACUGAACGCCUAACUUCUACUACAUACCUUUAAUUAAACAAACUGUUCUAGUGCUGUAUACUUGAACAGAUAACGCCGUUUAAUCGUCAAGAAUGGCUUCUGUUUUUUGGUUGAACUCAAAAUAUGUGUACAACCACGGAGGACGAGGCGAGAGAGACGGAAUGAAACCUUUCUGGAUGUAGCGGUGCGGUGAAACGUCCUCCCCGUCACACAGCAUGGAUAGCUUCUUCAAGGCUGCCGUGUGUGACCUCGACAAGCUGCUGGAUGACUUUGAGCUCAAUACAGAAGAGCACGACUGCAGAACCGUGUACCUGAAGUCCUCUGCGCAUGCCGUCCCUUCGCCGGGCCCUCAGUGUUUACCUCCGGAUGGUUCCUCCACAGGGCCACCUAGCCUGCCUGACCUCAACUCUCUCCACUAUGGCUCGGCCCCUGGCUGCACCGACCGCCCGGCCAGCCACCAGCACCUCCACAACCAGCCACACUCUGGGGCUGACAAACCCAGGGGACAGCCCCUCACCGGCGUGGACCUCCUCUCCUCUGUGGACCGCCGACCCGCCAAAGGCUCCACCCCUCCAUGUCCGGACCGCACCCUGAAGCCCCAGUGCGACCUCGUCAGCGACACGAGCUCUGCCAUACUGGACCGAGCCGGCGGCCAUGACACCUUCAGGGAGCUGGACCUGGCGGAGAGACGGAUGGAGAAGGAGGAGGAAGAAGAAGAAGUAGUAGAAGAAGAAGAAGAAGAGGAGGCCCUGCUGGUGGAUUUUGCCAGCCCUGUGAUCCCCCAUGUAUGGGAGGGGGCAUGGGCCAAUCGAGGUGUGGGCGCUGUGGAUGCUGAGCUGCAGCGGGCGUCAGGUGGGAACGUGGAGUCACUGGGUCAGAUCGCAGAGGGAUACUCUGCCUCCCUCAGUCUUCUGGACGUCAUUCUUCCGGCCGCAGUCGAUCGGAGCUGCGAGCCCGCCGACGAUGCCGUGUCCAAUGCAUCGGAGCUCCGCGAGGAGGAGGAUGAUGAUGAUGAUGAUGAACAUGAGGAGGUGGGGGAUUUGUCUCAUGUGGUCCAACAAGUGGGGAACUCUUUGGGCUACUUUGAACCAGCAUGCACCCCGCCCGAUAACACUCUCCACAACAACAACUACAACACCGACAACGACAUAGUCUCAGAAGAGCCACUAGAGGGGCCCGCGGAGACGGGCCAUCAGCAGGACAGCAGCGAAACAGAGCCCCCCUCCAAGCCAGACACCUCGGACAGUGUGCCAGCGAGGUUGUCCUGCCUGUCCAUGUGCGGGGCUCUGGUGAACCCGACCAGUACUGCGAAAGACUCCCUAGAAGCCGAGUCGAGCGGGGACGCCGCGUCGGGCGUGUCCGACAGCACGGAGGCCGAGUCCAUUUCCCCCCCCGAGAGCGGCAAGGACACGUUCCGCUCCGACGAGCGAGUGAAUCCAGAGGUCCCUCGUCCCCCCCGGCAGCCAGCAGGGGGCGGCGUCUCUCUCACUCCCCGGCCCCAGUGUCUGGGCUCCUCCGACACCCUCCCCGCCCUCUCCAUGGCUGCUGCAGAGUCUUGCGUUGCAGAUGAAGGCUUGGGCGACUCCCCCGAGUUCGGCUUCGAGUUCCUGCCUGAGAGCGACCAGGCGGAGCUGCUGGUCACGGACGAGGAGCUGGACGCCUUCCUGCAGGCCCACGCCGAGGCCGAGCAGGCGGAGGGCGGGGCCUUCCUCGCCAGCCGGUCUGGCGAGUGCGGCCUCAGCAGCGGCGGCGGCGGCGGUGGCGGCGGCGGCCUCUCGGGCCUGUCCAACGGGGACGCCGACCCGGAGCACCGGCUGGUGGAGGAGGAGCUGGGGGGCUGCUGCGAGGCCUCCUCUCCGGAAGGGGAGCGCAGGGCAGCCGGCGUUCCCACGGGCGAGCGUCUGGACCCCACGCAUCCAUCCAACGCCCUCAGCUCCUACCAGCUGGAGCCCGAACUCUGUUCCCGUGUCAAGCCCUCCGCCAACAACACCCCCGUGCAGCCCCCGCACGUAGCCAGCCCUGAUUCACAGUCCUCCUAUGGAGGAGCGAGACCCAAGCAGCUCCACGGCAAGGCGGCCACCCCCUCCCCCGCGGCCGAGGAAGAGCAGCGGAUCCCCACCGCGGCCAGCGGCACCGUCGACGUCCCGCCCUCCCCGGACGACGGCGACGCAACCCCCACCUCCCCGCCGCACCCCCAACACCCACCCACCGGGGGCGGUCACGACAACGGCGACCCCAGGCUGCUCUACACCCCGCAGGGUCACGACCCCUCGUACAACGAGCUGUCGGAGCCCCCGCCCUACCCCGGGGACACCUCCGGGGAGUACUCGGGGUCGGUGGACGAAGGCUCGGACGAGGGGCUGGGCUGCAGGCAGCCGUCCUGGGUGCCGGACGCCGAGGCGCCCAAGUGCAUGGGCUGCGACCUGAGGUUCACCUUCACCAGGCGGCGGCAUCACUGUCGUGCCUGUGGGAAGGUCUACUGUGCUAUCUGCUGCAAUAGGAAAUGCAAGCUCCAGUACUUGGAGAAGGAGGCGCGCGUGUGCAACAGAUGCUUUGAGAGCAUACAAAGAGCCCUGGCCCUGGAGCGCAUGAUGAGUCCCACUGGACCCAGCCCAAACCCUAACGUUCCCUCUGAGUACUGCAGCACCAUCCCUCCCCUACAACAGGCCCGGGCCGCAGGCACCCUCAACUCCCCCCCUCCCACCGUCAUGGUGCCCGUGUCCGUUCUCAAACACCCCAGCAAUGACGGUGGUCCCAGGGAGCAGAAGCGCGUGUGGUUCGCUGACGGCAUCCUGCCCAACGGGGAGGUGGCAGACACCAGCCGGCUGGUGGUGACGGGCCGACGGAGUUCUCAGGAGAGUAGCCCCGUCUCCCCGGACCCUCCCAUAGUAAGGGGAGGAGGAGGAGGAGGAGGAGGAGGAGGAGGCGGGUCUGCCCCGGAGGCCCCCACGGCCCCCGAGGUGGUGCGUCCUCCGGUGUCGGGGCCCUGGGACUACGCCCUGCUGUGCAGCAUCGGGUGUCCCUCCAGCAGGGGCUGCAGCAUGCUGCCGGAGGCUGAGGGCGAGCUGCCCCCCCUCAUCAUCACCACCGGAGACGAUGAGACCCAAGCCGUAUUGGUGGAGGAAGGUCCCGCCCCCUGCCAGAUCAUGCUGCUAUUGGAGGAGGGGGGACCCCAGCCUUUGACCUUUCUUCUGAACGCUAACCUGUUGGUUAAUGUCAAACUGGUAACAUACUGCGAUCAGCGCUGCUGGUGUUUCGGCUCCAACGGGCUGAAGGCGCUGGGCCAGAGAGAACUUGUGUUCCUGCUGGAGUGUCUGCCAGAAGAGAAGACCCUGCCAAGGGACCUCUUCUCGCUGUAUCUCAACAUUUAUCAAGAUGCCCAAAAUGGGAAGUUUGUGGAGGACCUGGGCAACGUGACGUUCACCAGCAGCUUCCUGGGCAGUAAGGAGCACGGGGGCAUGCUGUUCUUCUCGCCCACCUGCCAGCCCCUGGAGGGCUUGAGCGUGCCGCCCCAGCCCUUCCUCUUCGGCCUGCUCAUCCAGAGGCUGGAGGUGCCCUGGGCCAAGGUGUUCCCCCUGCGGCUGCUGCUGCGGCUGGGCACUGGACACAGCGUGUACCCCACUACGCCCGUCAGCACGCGCUUCAGGGAGUCUGUGUACAGAGAGACCGGACACACCAUCAUGAACUUACUAGCGGACCUGAGGAACUACCAGUACAGUAUAGCUAUAGUCGAGGGGCUGAGGAUACACAUGGAGAUGGGCCACAGCUAUAUCGACAUCCCCAAGAGUCGCUUCAAUGAGAUGCAGAAGGUUGUGAACUCGUCCAACGAGCAUGUCAUUAGCGUGGGAGCCACCUUCAGCUCAGAGGCGGACUCUCACCUGGUCUGCUUCCAGAAUGAAGACGGAAACUACCAGACCCAGGCCAACAGCAAGCCUGGCCACACACGCACAGUAACCGGAGCCAGUUUUGUCGUGUUCAACGGAGCCCUCAAAGCGUCUUCGGGCUUCAUCGCCAAGUCCAGCAUCGUGGAGGACGGGUUGAUGGUUCAAAUCCCCCCCGAGACCAUGGAGUCCCUGCGCACCGCGCUGAGGGACCAGACGGACUUCCUGAUCCCGUGCGGGAAGAGUGACGGCGGGGAGCUGCGGGAGAACGUCACGGUGCGCUGGGUGGACCGGACCGCCACGCUCAACGCAGGGGUGACCAGCGCUGUGGACGGCCGGUCGCUGGACGGCGUCCACAGCCUCCGGACGCAGCACGACUCUGAGUUUGAGUCGGACGGCCGCGUCAUACGAUGCACUGAGGUCUUCUACCAGCUGAAGAGCACCGAGGGUUGCCUGGCGACGGUGGUGUCGUCCAGCAGUGUGUUCCAGAGGGAGAUGUCCCUGGCCACCUGCAGCGCCCUGGCCCCCCACCUCGCCGUGCUGGCGUCCCGCGGGAUCAACUCCCUCGCCCUCCGAGUCUCCACGCAGGCAGACAUGGUGGAGUACCAGGCGGGCUCGGGGGGCCGGCUGCUCCCCCAGUGCUACAUGAACGACCUGGACAGCUCCCUGAUCCCCGUCAUCCACGGGGGCAGUGCCGGCGUGCCCCAGGUCCCCGUGGACAUGGAGUUCCUCUUCUACAUCACGCACAUCAUGUGAUCCACGCGCGCACACACACCUAGGCACGCACGCGCACACGCACACACACACACACACUUAGGCACGCACGCACACACAAACACAGACUAACACAGGCACGCAUGCACACGCAUAAACGCGGGCACACACACACACUUGCAUACACAGACACUAGACUUACACACACACGCUUACAUACGCACAUGCAUCAACACACACACACACACCUACACACUCCCUCAUGAACACCUUAUGGAAUAUCAAGGACAAGCCAAUAUUGAGGGUCAACGUGGCUGUGGUUUCCCUGGCAAGCAAACGCUACUGACAAUGGGGAAGACGGCGUGCACGGAUGGAUUUUUAAAGAUUGUAUGAUAGAGAACCGAGACUCAAGCCAGGUUUCUGUCGGGCGAUUUCUGUUUGUUUUUGUGGUUACCAAAGUGGCUUUGAUCCAAGAGGCCAAACACUAAACAUGUAAAAUAUUGAUAAUAUGACCAAAUAUAUGAAAUGAUUCUAUUUUCUUCUGUUCUGGCCUCGGCCGGCUCCUCGCAUCUCAGUGAAUUUCUCAGAUGGACUCUGUCUAAAAUGAUUUAGAUUUAUUUAUUAUAUUCCCUAGGGGUCAAAUGAUGUGCGGUAUCCAGAGGAAUGAUAUGAAAUGAAUUGGUGUGAUGGACAGAUGUGUGCUCAGUGUUUCACAGUACAUCUAUGUGGGGAUAGGGCGCAUCGGUCAAAUGCUGGAACUAAUUUACACUAGUAUUCUUUUAUCGCUUAUAACUGAAAUGUAAUAUUUAAACUGCACACGAUUCAAGCGGUCAGCAUUGUAUUUUCCCUGCCAAACAAGGUCUUGUAGUUAGAUGUGGUCAGGAUUGGAAGACAAGCACCCCAAAUAAACUCAUCUCAAUUACAACAGUCUAUAUCUGGUUAGUAAGAAAUAUCCUCGCUUUCCCUCCCGGUUAAAUCCUCCGAUCCCGUUUUAAGUCUUGUUCUCUUUUGUCAUUUUGUUAACUAUGUGAUCUAGUGUUUUUUCAGACAAGCAGUCAUUGCCAAAACACCAGCAUCACAUAUUCCUGUUAAAACUUUAGAUCUAAUAGUCACUACAUUCAGUUUCUCUCAUGUAAACGUGCCGUCCUUUAAAACUAAGCUUUAGAGCAGUACUCGCGCAAACGACUACAUCCAUGUGGAUAAGUUAGUUAAAGCCUUCCUUUGGGAAAGCCCACCACCUCUUGACUAUUCCAUUGUAAGCGCAAAGCUAUAGAAGGCAUUUUGCUAAAAUAUGUGUCUUUACAGAAACUAAGGUACGCUUACAUGUGCUGAAGCUUUUCAAGAGAAGAGUGGGCCGGCAAUUAUUCUCCGUUGGCGAAACCAACAGUAACAUGCUGUCAAAAACGGAUGCAGAUCUGGAACCAGAUCAAUAUGUAUUUGAAGUAUACUUCAAGUUGCCAGCGAACCUCAUCAGUCCCAUAAUAGCUGUAGCUCUUUGUUCUCCAGUGUAUAUGUAUUGCUCUGUUGGACAUUUUAAAGAUAUUAAACUAUUUUUGAACAUUUCGUAUUAAAAGUUUUAUCAAAAGGACUACAAAUGGAUAUUUUUGAUAGAAAGUCUAAAGGUGCCUUACGUUCAUGUUAAUUUGUAUAAAGAACCAUUUUUCACAAAUACAGUUUCAAAGGGCUUAAGCAAAACAAUGAUAUUGCCAAAUGUUAAACAUUUAGGAAACAUAAUUUAUAGCUAACAGUGGCAGUUUGUUGUCCAGUGAGUGUAUUGGAGGACCCUAUCACAUCAAUAGAUAAUGUUCAUUACCCUCAAUUAAGUCUUUCUGGUCCUCAAGGCAAAUAUCAAGUCAGUUCAAGUCAGUUUUUAUAAUUUUCUGUUGUCUUCGAGCCCAUAGAGUAGUUUCACCACAAAUGUAAUCUGGUUUUGAUACUGUUUCGUCAAUGUUUAUAAAUCGUAGGCCGAACAAUGUUUGUGGCAAACCAAACGACUUUCAUUUAUCUCACAUGAAUCACAUUGAAUUAAGUUUUCUUUUUUUUUCUCCAUUUUUAUUUAAUUUUUUAUAAUGUCUCCUAAAAGCCUUUCAACAGAUUAGAUAUUUGGAACUCCUAUAGGCUUUAUUUAUGUUCAUUGUAGUUUGCAAACAUGUCCAUGUCUUGGUGGUAUGUAGGAAAUUAAUUACUAAAUAAAUAUAUUGAGGCCCUUACGUUUUGGUGCAGUUUUACCUCGCUACUUGAUACAGGUGCUACUACUUGAAGUUCUUAUCGUCUGGGAGCAAUCGCAGUCAAGGCCGUGGCGUAAAGUAAAACUCCUGUGAAGCAGAUGUCUUUAAAAUCAGGUGUCCAUGUUUGUCUCUCGAGUAGGCGUAUAGGAAACUGACUUUUAAUAAAAAGAAAGUCCAAACAGGCACAAUUUAGGCAACAUUUAGGUGUAGGUCUCCUUUUUAAUUAAUACUGUGUAUAUUAUAAUAUAGUCUAGAAUAGUGCACUUGCAAAACAGUAUAUAAGUAGGACUAUAACCAGAAAUAACGUCUAAGUGACUUAAAAACUUAAAAAACGUGUAU